AGCCUUGCCACACCUCUAGCUUCAUCGUCUCUGCAAAGAAAAGGUCUAGCAGUCUUGCAGUCUCGCACGCGACAAACGAUUAGUAGUGCGGCCGUCUCUAUUCUCUUGACACGACCUCAUGCUUGAACUGUUUGCUUUUUUGUUGGGUUUCUCCCCUCUUUGGCAACUGCUCACCAUACGACCAACGCCAGUUCGAAUUUGCAACCUGUCUUUUUCGCUUAUUUUUUUUAAAGGCCUCCAAUUUACAUUUCUAUAAAUAUUUUGUUCUACCGCCAACGCCAGCACCAGCCCCCCACAUACAACCACAUUCAUAUAUACACAUACUCGCCAAGGGCGUACAAAUGCCAAAAUGGCCCGCACACAAUCAUCGACACCAAAGGCUCAGAUAAUCGCUGGAGUGACUAGCAGUGAGGCAUCGUCACUGUACACUCCGAAAAAGUUGGACCACACCGGCAGUUCCGCGCGCAGAUUUGACCGGGCACCAACCAGCACACGACGCGGCCGCGUGGCAACCAUUGCUCCAGACACAGAGCCUGAAACAAUUACGGUCACAGCCACAGCCACAAUUACAACUACACACACAUUAGGUGCUGCGCCAACCAAAAGUCCCAGUGCGAGCUCCGCCACUAACACCUCUAUUAUUGGCACCGAAAGGAACGCUUCAGCCAGCAGGGCCAGCUCGUUAACACCCAAGCGCGUUCUAAAAGGGACCACAUCGCUCUCUUUAUCAACUUUGGCGUCUCGAUCAAAUUCAAGACCGCGCGCUGAGUUUACGUUUCGCUCAUCAACAAAGUCAACACCGACUUUAACGUUGGCAUCCACAGCGAAGCCAGCUUUGAUACAGACCGAGUUUCCCAGCCUAUUUGAACAGGACGCAUCAUUGCCGGUACUGCAGCCACAGCAAAAGUACCCAGAGAAGCAACCGCAACCACAACUGAAACUGCAGCUGCAAAAGCCGCAGCACCUAGAAUUUGUCGGGGCCGCUUUGCUGCCCUCACUAUCGCGGCGCGCAACAAUUAGCGGGCGCAAGCAAACAUCAUUGAGAAUUGGCACGGCAAGGCGAGGAGCCAGCUUCCGGGCUAUGGGCGAACCAGAUGGUACAAUCAUGACUAAAGACAGUGUCAGCCAGUACAGCGCGGAUGAGGCCACGAUAGACUCGUCGAACUCAGCACUGACUCCGAACUCGCGAUGCGCAUACGACAUUCCAAACGAUAAUGAGAACGACGGCCAGUACGCGACGGAGUUUUGGCUCAACGCGCUCGUUCCGAAGCCGCACACAAACUUUUUUGGUUACGAGGCGUCAAUUGGCCCAAUAUGCAUCUCCAUCAGCACUCGCGAGUCGCAUGAGUGCUACAAGGCGCUGGUGCGCACGCCGUUCAAGUUUGGCGUGGUUUAUGUGCCAACAAUGGUAAUUGACGAGCCGGUAUUCGGAACAGACUUGGACCGACUGUCGAGCCCGACACCUCAAAAGAUGCUGCUUUACCAUGCGAUGCGGCUGUACUUUCAGCAGGCCGACGACGAGCGCCGCGGUUACUUGUUGACGGCGCUGCGCAACCGCUGCCUGGCGGCGGAUACUUCGAGCGCAGGUGUGGGCGCAUUUCCAGAGGAGGACCACAGCGGCAACACCGCCGACGCAAUGUGGGGACGCUCGGUCGUAGAGACCAUACGCAGAACUAACACAGAGUCAGAAGCAAGGGGCGACACAGCGGGCCGCCAAGAGCAAUAUGGCCAGAAGCAAAGGGCGAAGCGCGGCCUUCAGCGGUCCAACACCAAGCGCUCGAUUGAGCUGCGGCGCGCUGAAAUAAGCGACUUUAUGGACGGUCUGUUCAAGACGAGUGGCUGUAGCGGCGGGGUCAAAGCCGAGGUGUCAGCGAGCCAAACAUCCACAUUGCUUGCAGAGGGCGGCCAGGGGGACACUGCGUUGCUGAUGGAGGAGAUACAGUGCUUUUUGGCGGCCGAGCGCGAGCAGCGUGAUCUUGCAGUUGCCACGGAGAGUCUUACGGAGAUACGUGAUGACCACCUCAAGCCACUGCUGCGCAACCUUGAGCCGAGACUGUUCCGGCGCCGCCUUCGCAUUGACUUUGUCGUUGUGGGCGCGCCAGGUCAAGCGCAUGCGGCCAACGUGUCACCGCCACACCAGCGCUUUUUGCGCUCGCUGGAGCGCGCCAACCUAAGGAUGCGAGGCGAGUCUGGCGGCGGGGCCAAGGCCGACGCAAAGGCAAACACAAAGGCGGAGUCCAAGACCGCACAGCGGCAGAAGACGCGCGAGGAGCUCGAAGCCAAGCGCACGAAUAUCAUCCAGGAAUUGAUAGCUACAGAGCGCAGCUACGUCGAAAAGCUGCGCGCGCUCAUUGAUAUCUACGUCGUGCCUCUGCGGUCCGCAGCCCGGUCGGCCAACAACACGCUGAUCCCAGCGUACGAUGCCCACGUGAUAUUUGGCAAUAUCGAGCGAGUCAGCGAGGUUAACGAGCGCUUUCUGGGCGAUUUGGAGGCGUGGGCGGCUGGAGAAAUGGAUCCACGCGAGACAAUUGGCUCGCUGUGCCGCGACCAUUUCGUUGACUUCCACGUAUACAAGCGGUACAUCAACGGCUACCAACACGCGUUGGCAACAUCGCGCGAGCUGGAAGCAAAGAACCCGCUAUACGCUGCGUUUUUGAACCGCGCGCGCGAGCGCGAGGAGUGCCGCAAGCUGGGCAUUAGCGACUUGCUGAUCAUGCCAGUUCAGCGGAUUCCUCGAUACACGCUGCUUCUGACGGAUCUGCUCAAGGCCACUGUCGCCGAAGAGGAUGAGGUUGCGUGUAUACAGCUCGCGCUCGAGCGCGUGAACGAAAUCGGCCAGCUUGCAGACAACCAGGUCGCCGAGUCUGUGGCUGAGCUGCACCGCAUCCACACAACUGUCGAGGGAUGUCCUCCCAACCUGAUCAGCGCAUCGCGAGAGUUUAUCGGCGCCAUCGACGCGUCUGAAAUCGAUCUGGCGACCAGUGCUCCCAAGCGCCCUGUGAGCCUGCUCGUCUUUUCUGACCUGCUAAUGAUUGUCGAGCGCUUCUGGCCUCCGCGCGACCACGGCGGCAUUCGGGUCACUGCACAGCCCGCGCUGCGCCACGCUUGCCCCGUACAUGCGAGUGUUGGUGUAGGUACAAGCACGGCCCUUGAGACGGGGUCUGGCGCCGAUUACAAGACAGCAUGCACGUGCGGCACCGGCCCCAAUUCUGGGUCUUCAUCUAGCAUACCUGCAGCCACAGCGUUUUUGUCGACGACCAGUGAUUCGAGUCGCGGUAAACGCUGGGGCCGCUUUGCCGGGUGGGUCGACAUUACGCGCGUCAGCACGCUAGAGAAAAGUCUGAACCCAUCUUCGCGCUCAUUUUACAUCCACCGCUACCCAUCCGGGGGAGCUGGUGCCGCUUCUGGCGCCGACGACGUGCAGGCCGCAGGUGCAGUGGCGAGGCUGCGGGCAGCUACGGUUGCACCCAGCGCCAACCCCUCGGGGCAGCGGUCAUCAGCAUCUUCCAUUGUAUCGCUUGAAUCCGGCAUAGCCACUUCGCCAGCGUUACCGUCCGAAAUGCUGCACCAAGAGUUUGCGCGGAUACUUUACCCAGCUGAGGCCACGUACGAAUCUUACGGAGAUCAUGGCUACUGGUACCCACAGUCGCUGCACGAGUUUGAGACCGAUCACCCGCUGACACGCGACGCUUUCUUUGAAUUUCUCAACAUCGCAUGGGAGCGCUCUAUUGCACGCUGUUUCGAGUCUACGUCGUCGCUUAGCCGGCAGGGUAGCAGCAGCAGCAGCAGCGCGGCUACCGCGGCUGUCCGCAACCACCGCAAGACAAAGUCUGGUUCUGGUUCCGGUGCUAGUGCUAGUGCAGAUUCCAAUGCAAACGGAAGUUCCAAUGCAAAUGCUGUGCUGCCAGUUGCUAGCUUGGGCCACCCCGAAUUGGACCGUGUAGACGUCGGCGGACAAGCAUGGACGGUGCGCAUUUGGGAUGCAGCCGACUAUGCGCGGUCACGGCACGGCUGCCCCAGCGCCCUGGCUGCUGACAUGACCGUUGUGUGGGACUACAGUCAGAUGGGGUCGCCUGCCCCGCCUGCUGCGCCGCCUGCUUAUUUCCCUCAGCAGGCUUGCCGCAUAAUUGACUCUGGUGAUGGCUACUUUGACGUGGUAUCAACAAUUUUGCCGCUGGACUCGCAGCUUCCGCACAGUGCCGAGACGGAGACAUAUGCUGAACUGCUCGAGGAACGCGAUGUUGCUGACAACUGGCCGGCACUGUGCCGCCUGGUUGAACAGGCCGUCACUAUGUACCAGUACGUGCUGCUUGCUUAUCCUGAACACCGCCGCGUGCAGCAAUGUUAUAACCGCAGUAUCUUGGCAUCGCUGUUUGGCCAGAACGCGCUUGGUAGCUCGUCAUCCGUCAAGGCCGAGACUGCAGUAUCCGCCGCUCCACGCAAGCUGUUCUCACGUGCUCGCCAUCUGUUUUCGUCUGGAAAACUUCGCAGUUCGGGAUCAGGUUCGGCAUCAGUAUCGGGAUCUGGUGCUCAAAAGGGCGCCUCCAGUGCCGACUCUACAAACUUGUUUUCAUCGGCUUACAGCAAUGCGGUUACCACUGAAACUAUUGGCCCGUCCUCGGGGUCGUCGCCAUACAACCACUCGACAAUUUCAACGCCGCUGACGGUUCUUGGCCGCUACAAGCUUAAAGGAAAAAGUUCGACUAUGGUCCCAUCACGCCGCGCCAAUACGCUGCAGCCCAACCCCCAAGGAUCCCAGCUCACAAAGACAGUCUCUGCUGGGUCGACACCAUCACACUCCUCCAACAGCGCGGGGCACGCUGGUAAGCCAACGCUUGCCGCUUCGUCAUCCUUUAGUGCUGGGGACGCUUCGAAGUUUGGCAUUGCAACCACUGGUGGCAGCACCAGUACCCAGCUGUCACCAAUCCCCGACAACCUAUCUUCUGGCCGCAAGAUAGCGCACACCAUUGACGAGUUCCCGCCAUUCUCAUCGACAUUGCUUGCCGACAACUCUUUAGAUAUUCGCACUCGCUCGCAGACCAGCUGGGAGCAGCGUGCGCGUGCUGCGACAAGCAUGCCGUCUAUGGCUCAAGGGUUACCGGCACGCCAACAGUCUUCUCGUGUGAGGGGUUCUCAGGCUUCAAAAGAUGCGGUGAGCGUGUUGCCGCUCAAUCUGAGCGGGUCCUCGCCGUCUUUGGUUAAGUUGGGAAAGCAGACUUUCAGCUCUAAGCCCAGGCCGACUGGCGCAGAUGGCGCAGAUGGCAUAGAUGGCGCAGCCGCGUAUACAAAGCGCAGGUCAAUGUCAGUUGUGGAGAUCAUUCCCGGAUGCGACGACAUCAAUUUGUAUGCAGCGCCCGAUCUCAGUUCUGUUUCUGGCCCCGGCUCCUUGCUAUUAACUACGCAGCGACAAUCGCGCAACGACAGCACAAAUGUUGUUGGAAGCAUAGCCAGUAUCGUUUCGAGCGUGUCUGCCACUGCGUCCAAUUUUGGCGCCUGCGGCCCGCGUGGCGACAGUGGAUCUGAAUUUUCCUUGAGCCUUGAUAUCUUACAGCCGCAUGGUGAGAGGUUGCAUAUUCCAGACGAUUUGAAGUUGGAGUUUGACGCAGCAUUGAGCGGCGAUAACAGCACACCCCCUCAUCGGAACACGGUCUGGCUUUGAAUAUGCAGUCAUUCGUCUCACCCUUUCCGAGCGCUGUAUCUAUGGGCAUGACCGACACAACCGGUGCUGAUUCCGGAAAUCCCUUUAAAUCUGGCGCUCACGGUCUGAGCGUAUUCAUUCCAUCGAAUGGCAAUGUGCCGAACACAUCUAGCACCUGGGACAUUGUCUCUCCUGAAUACAUUGGCUUGGCUGACCAGCACAGCCAGCUGCCUCUGAAGAGUGCCGAUUCUGCUGCGAGCAGCAGCAUGUUCUCGUCGUCUCAGGGGACCCCCCCUGCAACUGUAAAUUCUGGUCGUGGCACAGAACGGCGCCGAGGUGUAUACGGCGCGCCGCCCCACAAGACAGCAACGGCAGGCACAAUGCUAAUGUCAACGCCACGUUCACCACGAGCUGACCAACAAUCGAACGCGCAUAUUAUGCUGUCCGAGUCCACAUUCUUUUGGACAUUGCGCGGG
Messenger RNA from Kickxella alabastrina, 6114 nucleotides. RefSeq lists its product as uncharacterized. NCBI's taxonomy places the organism in Eukaryota, Fungi, Kickxellomycota, Kickxellomycetes, Kickxellales, Kickxellaceae. The record is from RefSeq and is a predicted model, not a curated record. Bases 350 to 5659 code for a protein of 1769 amino acids. Gene Ontology annotation, molecular function: guanyl-nucleotide exchange factor activity. The transcript is spliced from 2 exons.